Molecule: messenger RNA, 997 nt
Organism: Drosophila serrata
Lineage: Eukaryota; Metazoa; Arthropoda; Insecta; Diptera; Drosophilidae
Molecular function (GO): acyltransferase activity, transferring groups other than amino-acyl groups
Source: RefSeq, a predicted model, not a curated record
AUGAGUAAACUGCAGCAAGUCGUCGGCCUGCAGCAGCUGGAGCAACUGAAGAAUCUCUACAGCCGGGAUCCCAAGUACCUCAAGGAGUUCUACUGCCUGGACAACUACCUGGAACUCCACAGAAAGGAUGCCAAACUCAGGAAUGUGAAUGUUUACACUGUGCCGAACCUCGAUCUGGGAUUAUUUGUGGUUGUGGAUCGCUAUCUGCUCUUCAUGGGAUGCUUGGAAAACGAAAGGUCUGAGGAGCUUUUGAGGGAUUCCCUGGAUCAGUUGGCUUGGUUUGGGGGCCUUCAGUUGGCCUCGAUGCCUCAGAGAUACUUCAAGGCAGCCUACGAAAUUGUUCAAGCCAAAAAAUUACCAUUUAACAGUGUAAUAUCAAAUUCUUUCGUUCUUAGCCAAGAGAAGGCUCUGCAAUUUGAAGUCAACCCACCAGUUGGUUUCUAUUUAAAGAGUCUGGAUAUAAAAGAUGCUCAGGUGAUCGAAGAUCAUUGGAAAUGGAGUGUGCCGGGAAGCCUGUUCUUUUUUCAACGGCAAAUUGCAUUCAACAUUUGUGUGGGUUUGUAUGAAGAGAAAACCAAUGAACUUGUGGCUUGGUGCAUCAGAGCUCCGGAUGGCGUACUGGCAGCUCUUCAAGUCAAGGACUCGCACCAGCGGCGUGGCUUCGGUGUCCUCAUAGUGAAGGAGUUUUCCAGAAGAGUGGCUCUGCAGGGUCAAGAUGUAAUGACCGAAGUUGACCAAGAUAAUGAGGCAUCGUCCGCUCUUUUCCGAAAGAUGGGUUUCAAAUUAUUCGAUCAGAGCAACUGGUUAAUGACGAAAGCCGAAAAUGGGGAUUUUCAAUGGCCAGAUGGCGAGUGAUAUGAUUAAGGGAUUGUUUAUGAAUUUAUAUGUGUAAAUAAAUGGAUUGUAUUGUUGUUAUCAGUAAAAGAUUAGAAUUGUUGCUAGUUGGAAAUUAUGAAAUAGUGAAAGUAAGGAAUAAUAAAUAUUUUAAUUGAAGACU